AUGCAGAGAUUUAUAGGGGUUUUUGCGGUCCUGGCCUGCCUGUUUCUUGGGACUGAAAACGGAUCAGCCUUCUUGCUGGAAAGCAAAUGCGGAAAGUCAAAUCGUUCCGAAAAUUAUGGGCUGAUUAGUGGAGGUCAAAAUGCAGGCAUACUCUCGAAUCCAUGGAUGGUAUUGAUAAUAAUAAGGGGUAGUCCAUAUUGUGGCGGCUCUCUAAUCACUUCUCGAUUCGUUCUGACGGCAGCGCAUUGCAUAUCUCCUUUUUACACGAUCGUGAGAUUGGGCGAUUACCUAACGGUGAAUCCUGAGGAUGAUUGCUCUACGGGUAUCUGCAUACCAAGAGCCUAUAUUAAACAUGUCGAUAAGAAAAUACCUCACGCAGAUUUUAACAAAUUCCCAAACCAACAGUAUGAUAUAGCCCUGCUUCGAAUGGCUGAUGUGGUAGAGUUCUCAGGUUUCGUUCUGACGGCAGCGCAUUGCAUAGUUCAUAAUUACACGACCGUGCGAUUGGGCGCUGACCAGAAUCCUCAUACGGAUUGCUCUAUAGGUAAUACCACAUCAAGAGCCUAUUUUAAAAAUGUCGAUAAGAAAUUGCGUCACAAAAACUUCGGUACAGCCCCAGGCGGUCGGUAUGAUAUAGGCCUGCUUCGAAUAGAUUCUGUGGUGAUGUUCACAGACUAUGUCAGGCCGAUAAGCCUCCUCGUCAAUGCAAAAAUGGAAGAUGUUUUAAGAUUUAAAGUCACCGGCUGGGGUAGGCGUGAGGAUGGUAAUAUGAGUAGCGUUCUACAAAAAACAACUCUAAAUAGAAUUGAUCGUCAAUACUGUGAUCGCAAAUUUAGUACGACGAUUGAUCACACACAGAUUUGUACUGGCAGUUACACUAGUGAAACCUGCUUUGGAGACUCUGGAGGUCCUUUAAGCGCAGAGGUUUCUUACGAAGGACAACUUCGUCCGUUUCUGUACGGUGUGGUCAGCUAUGGAUCUCAAUUUUGUACAACUGGAGGUGUAGAUGUUCACACAAAUGUGGAAAAAUUUAUGGACUGGAUUCAGAGGGCUGUGGUCGUCUUUUACACUGAAAAAUAUCCUGCUCCAAAAUUUAUGGACUGGAUUCUGAGUGCUGUGGUCGUCAUUUACACUGAAAAAUAUCCUGCUACAAAUGUAGAAUAA
Messenger RNA from Drosophila subpulchrella, 1164 nucleotides. Its product is annotated as melanization protease 1-like. The transcript has 6 exons. The coding region runs from base 1 to 1164 and encodes 387 amino acids. Gene Ontology annotation, biological process: proteolysis. Gene Ontology annotation, molecular function: serine-type endopeptidase activity. Lineage: Eukaryota; Metazoa; Arthropoda; Insecta; Diptera; Drosophilidae. The record is from RefSeq and is a predicted model, not a curated record.